Molecule: messenger RNA, 966 nt
Organism: Daucus carota subsp. sativus
Lineage: Eukaryota; Viridiplantae; Streptophyta; Magnoliopsida; Apiales; Apiaceae
Product: glutathione S-transferase T3-like
Exons: 2
Coding region: 1-966 (321 amino acids)
Source: RefSeq, a predicted model, not a curated record
AUGAAUUUUCAGGAAAGUGUACCAUCUUUUUCUACUAUGUUGAUCCCUGAUUUUCCUACUUAUGAUGAGUAUACAACAGGUAAUCCAAGUAUAUAUUUUCCACAAGAUCACAAUGGUGAAGAAAGUGAGGAAGUGAGGGUUAUUCCAUCUCAGGUUUUUCCUUCACAAACGUUGAAAGAUAGAAGACCACGAACAAAGAAUUUUACGAAACAAGAGGAUGAGAUGCUUAUCUCGGCAUGGCAAAAUAUAUCAUCCGAUCCUAUCAUUGGAGUCGAUCAAACUAAUGGAACCUAUUGGGAGAGAAUACACAACUAUUUUACGAAGUACAAAGAUUUCCAAUCAGACCGCAGUUGGAACUCAUUGAUGCAUCGAUGGUCUGUUAUUCAGCUUGGGGUUAAUAAAUUUCAAGGAUUCUAUGAGCAAGUGGGUAUACCAAGUGGUUGUUCUGAAGAUGAUAAGAUUUGCCGUGCAAAAAUUAUGUACAAAGACAUCUACAAAACUAACUUUUCGUUAGAGCAUUGCUGGAAGGUUUUAAGAAACUUACCUAAAUGGAAUGCAAGUUUUGCUACCAAAAAGCCAAAAAAAAUUCAAAAGGAUAAUCCAGCAGGAUCUUCCCCGUGUACUCCCGAAUAUGUGGUGUUGGAUGACUCGGAACUCAAAAGGCCAAUUGGAAGGAAAGCUGCAAAAGAGAUGGAGAAAAAGAGGAAAAGAUCAGAAAAUGAACAUGAUGAUGGUGGAGCUGCCAUAUUGGAACAAAUGAGAGCUGAUCAACUAGAAUCCAAAAAGCAGAGGAAUGAACAUCUCAAAGAGAUGAUACAAUUAGCAAAAGAGAGAGCUGAACGUGAAAAAGAAAGAGAUGAACGUGAGAAGAUAAGAGUAACUCAUGAACAAGACGAAGCUGAUGCUGUUCUCCAGAGAUAUAUGAUGUUCUGUUUAGGAAAGAAAGACUAUGAAAAGAGCUGUUGA